AUGGUUGCCGGAAGGAAUGAUGAAGCUAUCGCUGAGGCAUUGGCAAUGUUGGCUGGCGCCAUUGGGCAAGGUCAGCAAGCGAACCUUGGGAACCAUAAUCAGGAUGAAUUCCGUGCUUUGGGAAAGUUUCAGAGGAACAAUCCGCCAACCUUUGAAGGAGCAUACGACCCUGACAAAGCACAGGCAUGGCUGAAAGCAAUUGAGAAGAUCUUUCGAGUCAUGAAUUGUACUGACGCGCAGAAGGUGCAGUUUGGCACCCAUAUGCUUGAGAAAGAAGCUGAAGAUUGGUGGGACAACACUGUUCAGAGGUUUGAAGGUGAUGGGAUGGAGAUUACUUGGGAUCUUUUCAAGGGUGCAUUUCUGGAGAAGUACUAUCCAGAAGAUGUGCGUGGAAAGAAGGAAAUUGAGUUUCUUGAACUGAAGCAGGGUAAUGGAACCGUGGCGGAGUAUGCUACAAAGUUUGAGGAAUUGAUUAAGUUUUGUCCCCACUACAAUACUGCCGAAGCUGAGAGAUCUAAGUGUAACAAGUUUGUGAAUGGUUUGAGACCUGAGAUCAAGAAUGUUGUGGGAUAUCAACAGAUUAUCCGAUUUUCUGACCUGGUUAACAGGAGUAGGAUAUAUGAUGAGGAUAGCAGGGAAAGUGCUGCUCACUACAAGUCUUUGAAAGAGAAGAAAGAAAAGGGGCAAUUCAGAGGGAAACCGUAUGGGAAUCCUGCUAAUAAGGGUAAACAAGAAGCUGGUCAUGACAAGAAGCCGAGUGGGGGAGGAGCUCCUAAUCCGGUUAGGUGCUACAAGUGUGGUGUUGAAGGACAUCGUUCUCCUGAAUGUCCCAAUUCAUAAGCAACAUGAUUUAAGUGUGGCAAGCUGGGCCACAAAUCCUUUGAGUGCCUAGAAGGUAAAACUGUGGCAUGCUACAGAUGUGGAGAGUAAGGUCACAUCAGUACUAAUUGUGAAAAACCCAAGAAGGAUCUUGCAAGGGGGAAGGUGUUUGCUUUAUCUGGUGCUGAGACUACUGCUGAGGAUAGACUAAUUCGAAGUACGUGCUUUAUUAAUGGUACAUCUUUGAUUGCCAUUAUUAUUAUGGGUGUGAUGCAUUCUUUAUUUCAUUGGAGCUUGAGAGUCAGAUGAGGGAGUCCUACCCGAAUUGUUCGUUUAAGGAAAUUUUCGAGGGCGAAAAUUCUUAAGUGGGGGAGAGUUGUAACACCCCGUUUUUAAUUAAAAUAAUGUUGGUAUUUUAUUUUAAUUAAGAUUAUAUUGUAUGGUGGUUUAAUAGGUGAUAUAAUAAUACUUUAAUGAAAUAAAAUAUUUUUUUUGUGAUGCUGGGUGUGUUUUAUGAAAUGGAAGAGAGCUAGGGGUGAAAGUUAGGAUUAAAAAUAGAGACAAGGACUAGGAGAGAUUUUAGGAUUUUUAGUUCAGCCCUUGAGGAAUUAGGUUUAGAUGGUUUAAUAAGGAUAGGGAAGCAGCUAAAGAAAAAAAAAAUAAGAAAGAAGAUGACGCGUGAAAGAAGGAGAAAAAAAAAAGAAGAAGGCUGUGCGUGAAGUAGCAGGAAGAGAGGGAGAGCGGAUCGGCUUCGGAGAAUUCGAUCGGGAACGGGGAGCUGCACUCAAUCCAAAGGUAAUCAGGAGGAGUAGUCUAUAGCCUUUAUUUCGAGUUGGAGUCCUUGCUCUGAUACGUAUCACUCGGGGGGGAAAUGGACGCUUGUUUUCCUUCUGUUAUAAUUUGAAUUAAGUUGUUAUUUGAGAAGUUGUUUCUGUUUUAAGUUGUGGGCAAGAUACUAUGUUUUCUUUAAGUUUUAAAGACAUUGGAUUCGCUGCAUAACUAUUUGUCAAAGUGAACUAGUUCAAAGACUAAUUAACUGUCACAAGAGCAUUUAAGUUUA
This is a messenger RNA of Lotus japonicus, 1879 nucleotides long. RefSeq lists its product as uncharacterized. Bases 1 to 840 code for a protein of 279 amino acids. Lineage: Eukaryota; Viridiplantae; Streptophyta; Magnoliopsida; Fabales; Fabaceae. The record is from RefSeq and is a predicted model, not a curated record. The transcript has 2 exons. Gene Ontology annotation, molecular function: zinc ion binding; nucleic acid binding.